Molecule: messenger RNA, 2409 nt
Organism: Trypanosoma theileri
Lineage: Eukaryota; Euglenozoa; Kinetoplastea; Trypanosomatida; Trypanosomatidae
Product: WD domain-containing protein
Exons: 1
Coding region: 1-2409 (802 amino acids)
Molecular function (GO): protein binding
Source: RefSeq, a predicted model, not a curated record
AUGAUGUCCACUGGUCGCAGUAAAGACAGCGCCGUCCUUACCACCGCAGCGGAGCCCUUCCGGCCGUCGCUUGAGUUGACGUUCCGCGGACACCGGGGCGCCGUGCAGGCGGCGGGAAUUCUGCCGAUGUCGUCGCCGAUCACCGCCGCCGCCAAAGACGGACCGCCGCCGUUUGUGUACUCCGCCGGGACGGACGGCGUCGUUUUUGUGUGGAGCGCACGGCCGACGGUGCGGGCGCAGCGGCUGGUGGGGCACCGCGGGCCCGUCCACGACGCCGCCGCCCUCCCGCCCACCGGUCUUCUCGCGUCGGCCGGCCACGACGGGUUUGUGCGGCUCUGGCGGCCGGCGCGGACGGGCCCCGGCGGCGGUGAAGGAUGUGCCUGCUGGCGGGCCCACCCCGGCCCCGUCCGCGCCCUCGCCGCCGCCCCGCAUGACGGGCAUCUCUACACGGCGGGAGACGACAAGUCCGUCAAGUGCUGGGAUCUCAACUACGCCACCAGUACACCAUCCUCAACAUCCAUACACAAUAGGGGAGCGGUGACGGGGAAUAAGUUUGUAUGCGGCUUUACCGGCGGUCACCAGAACUGGGUACGUACAGUCGCCGUUUCAAACGGCAGUAACAGCAGCUCAGGUGGCGAUAAUAUGCUAGCCACAAGAGUCGACUUGGUCGCAAGCGGCGGAGAUGAUCGUACUGUACAGGUUUGGGAUCCAAGAUCACGUCGACCAACUCAUACCUUCUAUGAACACACAAAUUCAGUUCGAUCUGUUGAUUUUCAUCCUGAUGGCUGUUCACUUGCUACAGGUUCAGCUGAUCAUACAAUUAAUCUAUUUGAUCUACGACGAAAUGGAUUAUUACAACACUAUGAUGCACAUGAUGAUACUGUAAAUGAAGUACGUUUCGCACCAACAGGGAGUUGGCUCCUCUCAGCUUCUUCAGAUGGCACAGUGAAGUUAUGGGACUUGAAAGAAGGUUACCUUUACUGUACCCUUAAUGCACAUGGGGGUCCUGUGUACACUGCGCGCUUUUCUGAAAACGGAAAAUUCUUCACAACGGUGGGACAUGACGGUAUUAUUAUGCUUUGGCGUUCAGGACUUCCACGUUUACAGCAACCAUCAUAUACUAUGUAUCCGAAUCUGUAUUCGUAUAACACCAACAGUUUACAAUCUCAACCGUUGAAUUCGGGUUCGAGUUCUGCUGCUGCUGUUGCUCUUGCUACCGCUGCAGGAGUAUCAUCCCGACCUCCACGAACGCUAUCAGCUCCGCAACAAGCAAGGAAAGAAAUUACAUCUUCCUAUAGUACCUCAGUUUUUCCAUUAGGUGUUGGUAAAGGACGUGAUGAAGGAAAAGAUAUUCAAAUUGCUGGUGGGAAUAAUAAUAAUGAUAAUAAUAAUAAUCCUUACUGCUCAAUAGAUACAUCAUUAAAUCAAAAUUCCAAAGUUCCCCAGGAAUUACAAAGUCAAGGUGAGAAAAAUGUGGAGCAAAAACGACAGAAACCGGCUCCCACGUCAACGACUUCUUCACAAUUAUCGUUCUCGUUACAGAAACCCCCUCUUGCUCAACCAUCCUCACGUGUUGUAUCUGCUGCUAAUGCUGUUGCUGCUACUGUUGAUAAUGGUAAUAGAGCAGCGAUGGCGUCGUUUUCUCUACCAGAAAAUGUUGACGAAGUGGAAGAGGGUGAUGGAGAUGGUAUGUCUCGCGAGACACCGCGUGUUGCAAACAGCAACAACAACAAUGAAAAGAAAUCUAUAAAACCGGAACCAUUCGUUAGAGAAGAGAACGAACUUCGCUAUCCAUUUUUUAAAAAACAAGAGAGAUUAGAGGAUGAAGAAGAAGAAGAUAUAGAAGAUGAAAAUAGAGAAAAAAUGUGUAAACAAGGACAUGAAUUAAAAGAGGGUAUUCCCCAGCAGUCAUAUGAAGCUGGUGUAGCUUAUAUAGAUCCAAUAAAAUUGCAUGACAAUGAUGAAACAGGAAAAGCAGGUGAUAUGGAUGAUGAAAUAAGCGUUGUUGAAUAUGUAGCUAAGGCCUACGGUGUAGGAGAGGAAGAGGGAGGGUACGAGUCAGCUGUUUCUGCACCACCAGUUCAUCAUUUUCCUCUUUCUACGAAAGAAAAAAAAAGAGAACACCAACAACGGUGUCAACGACAACAAGAAGUAGAAGAAAAGAAAGGACAGUUGCAACAUCUUCAAGGCACCGACGAUAGAUUGAGUCGUCUCGAGGAGGCCUACAUGCAGCUUACUGCUGAAGUUCAAUUAGCUAAUGAGCGGAGUGUUGAAGUUAUGCAGCAACUACAUGAAAGAUGGGAAACGCAGCAGCAACAGCAGCGAAGCGAAAUUGAACGGCUUCAACAAGUGAUAGAAAGCCUUGUCAUACAACAAAAUGCUUUACUACAAGCUUUUCGUGGAGGCUAA